AUGACUUGGGAGCUCCUUAACACGGCUUUCCCAGUUUCUAGGCCAAGCAGCGAAUUAGUAGUCAAAUUGAAACUCUAUAGCGUUUCGUACCAUUUUUCAUUAUUUUUAGUGUGGGCCAUUCAGACGUUCAAACACUUAGGUCGGUUUAAUAUAGAACUUCCAUUUUUUUUCAAUAAUAAAAAAGAUACUACAAAUUUUGAGGAUCCCAGCAGUUCUUGCAUUCGAUUCGUUUUCUUGCAUCCAUAUUCCAGAAGGUCUUCAGAUUUUUGCUUGUGGAUUCUGUCGCUGCUUGAGGAUUUUGUCUUUCUCAAUCUUCGGGCGAGUUGCAUUUCUGAAUCGAACUCGGAUCGGCCACCCAGUGAACGAAGUGUGGCCGAAAGGAUAGAGAACACUUUGCACACGCACUACUACACUAUCGCGUACACUCUUGUGAUCGUUGCCUACCUGGCUGGAUUUGCCGAGUACGUGUACUUCCGUCUGGUGUCGAUUUUGAUUCCGGAGCGAAUCACCUACCAUCCAAUUUGUCACGAGAAAGAGGGUCGUCGAGUAGGCAAAGAUGGCUUUCAUUAUGGCGUCUCUAUAGGCGCUUUCAUCGCUAUCGCACUUUUCCAGUUAAUUGUAAGUUUCAAAUCUACCUUUCCUAGAUAUAUUGAUGGUUUUAAUGCAUCUUUUAUUUCAUUACAACUGUCUUCUGUUAAAACUUCGGAAUAUUGGUUUUUGGCAUUGAUCCAAAAAGCUUCUAGGAGUUUUCGCGCUGGUGUUUUGGACUCCUGUGCAAGGAUAUUGACUUUUACUUCAAAAUCGUCUCCG
This is a messenger RNA of Angiostrongylus costaricensis, 810 nucleotides long. The record is from the annotation of a GenBank genome assembly. NCBI's taxonomy places the organism in Eukaryota, Metazoa, Nematoda, Chromadorea, Rhabditida, Metastrongylidae.